GCGACAAGCGGGAAAUAGUUCGGUUUUUGAAGUUCGGUUCGGAUCCUAACAAUGGACUUGGGCGCAUUGUCUCCCGGCCGGAAUACCAGCAUUUGUUACGAAAUACCGGUUGAUGAAGUGAAAGUACGCACGCCGCGAACUCCCCGAACUCCCAAUUUGUUGAAAUCUCCAAACCGAAGCGUUUUGUGUGAGAUAGACCUUGCAGAGCGUCUGUCAAAAGCAGAUGAAAGACGGUCGACAGCGUUAAAGGAAACCAGCACCAAAAAUGAGGAGUAUGUACGACGGGCUAUGUCCAAAUGCGAACAAGAGAGAGAGAAAACAAUGAAUCGCUCCCUGGAGCUUUUAGAAAACCUUCAGGAAGAUAUCGAAAAGAAAGCUCAGAGGAGGCAGCAAGUAUUAGAGGAGCGAGUGAACGCAGCCAAAAAACAACUUGAAAAGGUAGAACAAGUAACGGUGGCCCGUUCCUCUUCCAAAGAAGUCCUCAUGCGCCAAAUUGACGAAGACAUGUCUAACAAGGAGAACAAAAGACGAUCGAUCAUUCAAAGCAUCAAGCAACACUGUCAGCAUGAGACAGAAAAAGUGGACCGAGUCAGAUCUCGUCGUUCGAUGAACAGUAGUAACAGCAACUGAAUUACUGGGUGACCAUUUAGAGCUACUUUAAUGAACACUAACCAGUCGCUCUGCGUGACACUAUACCAUCCCUUUUCACUUGUCACAAAUUCGUACACCCGUUUCCUUGAUACAAGUGGAGCAUUUUCUCCAAUUUUCUUGUAACAAACAUGUUCUUGUUCUACUCACUGCUGCUGAUGAUUGUAAGAAAAAAGUGUUUCCAU
Messenger RNA from Opisthorchis viverrini, 833 nucleotides. RefSeq lists its product as hypothetical. NCBI's taxonomy places the organism in Eukaryota, Metazoa, Platyhelminthes, Trematoda, Opisthorchiida, Opisthorchiidae. The transcript has 4 exons. The record is from RefSeq and is a predicted model, not a curated record. Bases 52 to 630 code for a protein of 192 amino acids.